Colias croceus (clouded yellow) is the source of this 841-nucleotide messenger RNA. RefSeq names its product kxDL motif-containing protein CG10681. Bases 147 to 740 code for a protein of 197 amino acids. Gene Ontology annotation, cellular component: BORC complex. Lineage: Eukaryota; Metazoa; Arthropoda; Insecta; Lepidoptera; Pieridae. The transcript is spliced from 3 exons. Gene Ontology annotation, biological process: lysosome localization. The record is from RefSeq and is a predicted model, not a curated record.
AGCUAAAAUAAUAAUCAACAAAUUUUUCAUUGCAAAGUUUAAUAAAUUUUAUUAAAAAGAACACACAUCUAAUUGUAAUAAAGACAAUAAAUAAGUGUAUAUUACAUAAUAAAUUAUAAUCUCAGUGAUUAGAACCGCUAGAAUUAAUGAUGGCAAAUGACACCCCUGAAAGCGAUUUUUCAAUAGAAUGUUUUCAGAAUUAUUCAGCACCAGAGGUGUUCGUUCAGGGUCUGGCUGGUAUGGUCAAUCAGAGUGAUGUAGAAGCAAUUAUCCGUGCUCAAAAAACAAUGUUGCAAAGGUUUGAGAAAACAACAGAAAUGCUUACAAAUUGUAAUCAGUUAUCAGCCAGUCGACUCCGCGCAGCUUCUUUAGAGUUUAAAAAACAUACUCAACUGUUAUUAGAUAUGAAGAAAGAUCUAAACUAUAUUUUUAAGAAAAUAAGAGCUAUAAAGACUAAGUUGAGCACACAAUAUCCAGACGAUUAUAAAAAAGCAGUAGCCGCAGCUGUAGCAAAUAAAAAACCACUCGACGAAGAAGACGAGACAAAAAUGAAAUCGGAAACGAAAAUACAAUCCAAAAUGGUUGCUACAGUAUCAACGGAAACUUUAAAACCAUCUACUAGUGAUAAGAAGAAAAAGAAAGAUAAAAACACAGAUGUAGCGGAGAAGAAGAAAAGUAGUAGUUCUUCUGAUACGGAAAGUGCUAGUUCUGGAGAUGAUAGUAGCACAGAUACUGGUUAAGUUUAGUAGUUUUUGGUAGUGAUAGUUAGAAACAUGCUAGAUAGAUUAAUAAUUGUUGUAUGGAGUUGGAGUGAAGGUGGAGUGUCUGCUUCUAUAUGACA